CUGAGUGAACAGCCCUCAACAUCCCAUUGGCCGGCUUGGCGCGUUUGUGUCACUCAGCCGUGUGGCGGUGCAUGGUGGUGUGUGUGUGUUGGUUGGCUUGUGGGCCGCCCACGCUCUCUGUGGUGGCGAUUUGCUUACUGCCAUUUGGGGUUACACAAGGUAUACCCAUUCCGAUGCACCCGGUUCGAUUCCUGCCCCCGCGUCGUUUGUUCUCCGUUGCGGCGCCGGGGAUCGGGUGGUUAGCAUGUCCCAGGUUGCAGGUUCGAUUCUCAUGGUUUCGCGCCCCAGCGCAAACAUCCCGCAUUCGUGCGGGCCAUAGGUGCCGGGUGCUUGGUGCCACACACGGACAGGCAGCACUUGGUUUCAUGGCUCUUUCCCGCUCCUUGGCCGCCCACAUGAGUCCCAUUUGCUGCACUGGUCGAAGCAUGCCUCCAUGCCGAUGGAGAGGCCAAUACAGAAAGGCGUGCUUUCUUCCUCCCCCGGUCGCAAGCUAGCAAGAUUCCGGCCGGAUGGUCAAAAAGACCCAAAGAUCCUCCAAACCCUCAUCGCCCCACUAUAUUACUAAUAAAAAAUCCUCACGAAAAUCCCACUUCAAUCCUCACAAUCCUCACCUCUCCAUCGGCAUGGAGGCAUGCGGUGGUGAAGUGACCGGGAGGCCAUGGAGGAGGCGUGACUGAUGGAGACUCCCGGUUGUCUCCUCCUGCCCGUGCUACUGGGCAGGGCA
Polychytrium aggregatum is the source of this 724-nucleotide messenger RNA. RefSeq lists its product as uncharacterized. The record is from RefSeq and is a predicted model, not a curated record. Lineage: Eukaryota; Fungi; Chytridiomycota; Chytridiomycetes; Polychytriales. The transcript has 3 exons. The coding region runs from base 72 to 494 and encodes 140 amino acids.